Molecule: messenger RNA, 2109 nt
Organism: Cladophialophora immunda
Lineage: Eukaryota; Fungi; Ascomycota; Eurotiomycetes; Chaetothyriales; Herpotrichiellaceae
Exons: 1
Coding region: 259-1029 (256 amino acids)
Source: RefSeq, a predicted model, not a curated record
CCCCCUCCAAUGCCGGGUCCGAGAACCGAAAGAUCAACUGGUCGCUCAAGGUUCGAGACCUGAAGAUCAGGCUGACUCCUCCGCCUCUUGGGGGGGAAACCAACUUACCGGGCUCGGGAAAAGCGCUCGGGAUGGCUCCCCAAGACUUGGGUAUAUCCUCUGGGUACAACAGGUACGGCCGUUGGAGCCCGCCCAUUCCCAGCUCUCGGGUCCUUUUGUCGACGGGUCAGUCAUCCCAAAGACCGAACCACCUGUGAUAUGCCCACAUACAGGGCGUGCGUGAGGCGUGCUCUCUCCAUCUGCCCUCUUUCUGACCGAGUUUUCCUAAAUGGCUUUCCUCUUCGACAUCGUUGGUCCAAUCAUGAUCCAAUCUGGCCGAAUCCUCAACGAUCGAGGGUGCAGGUUUGUCGUUCUGGAGCGGGCGUGCCCUGUGGGAACCUCCCCUCCGAGCUGUCUCAGUGCCUUUUUGCUGACCGUCUUGCACCGCGGUCUUCUGCGCGAUCGGCGGAUGGGAUUCGUCCACGAUUCGGAUAUCGACGGUGUUGGAAUGAUCACCCACCCUCUUCCACUCGUGGAAAGGGAAUUUGGCGUAUGCUGAUGAUGGUGGUCGCAUGGAAAGACUCACCCCGCGGUCCUCUGCCCAGAAAAUGUGAUCCUGCGGCCGCCGGCUAUAGGGGGAACGUGGUAUCCCGGAAACCUCCGUCCACCUGGACAGGACUCGGAUAUCAACAACGGCAUGAUAUGACCUUGCCGUCUCAAUCGGUCACUCACUCACCUUACCCAGACAGACAGAUGAGUGGCAAGGCCCAAGGACGUUCCGAUACCUCAUGCCGGCAGACCAAGACAACCCGACAAUUCCCCUUGCCGCGAGACGAAACAACCAAACCUCUUCUACCGGGGCUUGAAAUCCAGAGUGCCGAGACUUGGUCUCCUUGUCUUGUCAUGCUGUGGUCUGUACGUCUGGCUGUGUGGUUGUGUGGUUGUCCGGCAGUCUUGCAGUCUCGGAGCCCACUAACCAUGCACGCCUGAGGCCAUUACCACGGGAAUCAUGGGGGACUCACUGAGCCUUGCUCGACCGGGCUUUCCUCGUUCGGCGAGCUCUUCCAGCUGUAGCCCACCGCGACGGCCGACUAUGGCUCGGGCGUGCGAGCCAUGGCCACACCGAAAGAGAACAACCCAGACCCGGAAGUCUCCAGGUACCUUGACGGUGCCUCCUCCAGAAACCCCGGAAAGGGGACCACCCUAUUUUCUCGUCAGUGAACGACAGCGGCGAUCGGUCCUCCUCUGGUGAGUGCGGACCGCAAAGCCCUCAAAGUGAGCCAGUCCUCUCAUAAAGGAUGGCCGUACCGUGUCUAUCGUGAGUGAAGUGACCCUGGGCCAAGGUGAGAGUAAAGCUGCGCCUCGGCGAUCAAGGACGACCACCCCCUUCUCUGCAGCAGAAUGAUCCCCUUUGGUGAAGCGCAUAGACCGAAACAAUACAAUGUCCUUCUGAGUGGAGAGAUUUUGAUAUCAUUUUUCAAGGGAAGGAUGGGCGUCUUCCACAGGAUUCUAAUCGAACAUGCUCCACGCUAUGCCAAUGCAAGGGACAUUUUUUUCGACCUUUCUCUCUCCUGAAUUCAAUCCUUUCAGAGAGUCCCACCCAUAUGCCUAUUUACAAUGACGUCCUCACGUCGAUGCGUAUAUCUCUUGGUCUAUCUCUCCCCAUUAUUUUUGGAUACGAAAUCAGGGUCACAGAGGCCAUUCUCAGUAUUGCCUCGCAGCCUGCUGGCAGGCCUUGAGCUGCUCCAUGUACCAACCGCAAAUGGUCAGGUUCCCUUGGUUUUGGUUCAUGCAGUCGGUGAAGCUCUUGAUGUCGGCCGCGCAGGGGCCCGUGGCCUCGGCGGCCGAGUUCGAUUGACUAUACAGGGCGUUGGGCAUGGCAUCGCCGGUUCGGGCGUAGGCGUCGGUGGGUUGCUGUUGUUGCUCCGCUGGCGCAGAGGAGGAGCCACCGCUGCCGCUGAAGAAGCCACCGAUGGCAUGGCCGAUUGAGGAUCCGACUGCGACGCCACUACAAUUUCACGCACAAGUUAGUCGGUGAAUCCACCAAAAAAAAAAAUCUCUUUUCGCUCU